AGGACCAAGAAAGCAUGUCUACAAUAACAACAACAAUCAUGCUGCAGGGACACUAGUCUCACUUUUUGUGCCCCAACUGUGAAUACCCUUUUUUUUUUCUUCUUUGCGUCUCCUCCAAUCUCAUCGGUUUAGAUGGUUGAGCACAAGGGCCACUUUGAAGAAGACCACCGGUGGUUGUGCCUUGGCCAGAGCUGACAGAGUUUUUGCCAGUGAUUGCUGCUUUAGAAGCUCCUCCACAGCCUCUGCUGCAGCAGCCUCCUGUCACUGUGAUCUCCAGUACGGUGAGUGGAGGCUGCAGGCAUCACAGCUUCUGUACUGGCAUACAUGUUUAGUUUCCAUCAUUAUUAUUUUUUUUUUUGCACUGAAUUGCGGUACUCUUGGACCUUUUGACUGUGCUGCAGAAAACGACACACAAUCCAUUCAAGGACAUUGUUUUAUUUAAUUCCUGAGACUAAAAAGAGCGCUUCAGAGGAGGAUGAAGCUGAGGAAACAAGUGACAGUGUGUGGAGGGGCCAUAUUUUGUGUGGCUGUGUUCUCACUCUAUCUGAUGUUGGACCGAGUCCAGCAUGACCCUGCGAGGCGACAGAAUGGAGGAAACUUUCCACGGAGCCAAAUAUCAGUCCUUCAGAAUCGCAUAGAGCAGCUGGAGCAGCUCCUGGAGGAAAACCACCAAAUAAUCAGCCACAUAAAGGACUCUGUGAUGGAGCUCACAGACACAGGAGCUGUGUCUCCCAGCGGCCACCUGCCGUUCAGAAGCGCUAACGGUUCCUGGGUCCUACCAUUCGACGGUCGACCAACCUUUCUUGCAGUGAAGCCUCAGGAUUGCCAGUUUGCUGUUGGCAGCCGUACUCAAACAGAUGUACAGAUGCUGGAUGUGUACUCGCUUCUCAAGUUUGACAACCCUGAUGGAGGCGUGUGGAAACAGGGCUUUGAUAUCACUUAUGAACCUGAUGAGUGGGACAAUGAACCUCUGCAAGUAUUUGUGGUUCCUCACUCUCACAAUGAUCCAGGUUGGAUCAAGACUUUUGACAAGUACUUCACAGACCAGACGCAGCAUAUUUUAAACAACAUGGUGGUGAAGCUGGCCGAGGAUCCUCGCAGGAAGUUCAUCUGGUCAGAGAUUUCUUUCUUCUCCAAGUGGUGGGAGACUGCAGACGUCUACAAACAGGAGGCCAUGAGGAAACUGAUCCUUGGAGGACAGCUAGAGAUUGUGACAGGAGGCUGGGUGAUGACAGAUGAAGCCAACGUUCACUACUUUGCUAUGAUAGAUCAGCUCAUUGAAGGGCAUCAGUGGUUGGAGAGAAAUCUGGGUGUAACUCCUCGAAGCGGGUGGGCCGUGGACCCCUUCGGCCACAGUGCCACCAUGGCCUAUCUGCUGAAGAGGGCCAACCUGACCAGCAUGCUAAUCCAAAGGGUCCACUACUCCAUUAAAAAACACUUUGCAUCCACCAGAAGCCUGGAGUUUAUGUGGAGGCAGGCGUGGGACACUGGAUCCAGUACAGACAUGUUUUGCCACAUGAUGCCCUUCUAUAGCUACGACGUGCCUCACACCUGCGGGCCUGAUCCCAAGAUCUGCUGCCAGUUUGACUUCAAGAGGUUACCAGGAGGUCGGAUCAACUGUCCCUGGAAAGUGCCUCCCAAAUCUGUGGUAGAGGCCAACGUAGCAGAAAGAGCACAGUUGCUUCUUGAUCAAUACCGGAAAAAGUCUAAACUGUACCGCAGCAAGGUGCUACUGGUCCCCCUAGGAGAUGACUUUCGCUACGACAAGGCCCUGGAGUGGGAUCAGCAGUAUAUCAAUUACCAGAAGCUUUUCGAUUACAUGAACUCUCAGCCCGAGCUUCAUGUUCAGGCUCAAUUUGGGACUCUCUCCGAUUACUUCGAUGCUCUCUACAAAGCCUAUGGAGUUCCCCAGGGAUCCAGACCCAGUGACUUUCCUGUGCUCAGUGGGGAUUUCUUUGCCUAUGCAGACCGUGAGGAUCACUACUGGACCGGUUAUUUCACCUCUAGACCCUUUUAUAAAAGCUUGGACCGUGUGAUUGAGUCCCAUCUCAGAGGGGCAGAGAUUCUGUACAGCCUGGCGGUUGCAAACGCUCGUCAUGCUGGUAUGGAGGGACGCUACCCGGUGACUGAUUACGCCCUGCUGGUGGAUGCAAGACGGUCGGUUGGCCUCUUCCAGCAUCAUGAUGCCAUCACUGGCACUGCGAAGGAAAAUGUGGUAAUCGACUAUGGCACCAAAUUGCUGCGUGCACUCAUCGGUCUGAAGAGAGUUAUUAUCAAUGCUGCUCAUUUCCUAGUGAUGAAGAACAAAGAGUUCUAUCGUUUUUACCAGACAGAGCCCUUCCUGGAGACGGAUGACAGGCGUGCGACUCAGGACUCUCAGCCUCAGCAGACCUUAAUCGAGCUGGACCCAGCAGGACCAAGAUACUUGGUUCUGUUCAACCCCAUUGAGCAGGAGCGACUCUGCGCCAUCACAGUGUUGGUGAACACAGUCCGGGUGCGGGUGCUCACUGAGGACGGACAGACUCUCCCUGUGCAGCUGAGCGCUCAGUGGAGCUCUGCUACUCAAAUGAGUGCUGAGGUAUUUGAGGCAACAUUCAUGGUUCGUCUUCCACCCCUCGGUUUGGCUGUUUUCCACCUUUAUGACUCUGCUGACUCGCCCAUGACGAUUCGCUCUGACACCCUGCUGAGGCUGUCGGGACGUGGCGUCUCUGCUCGGGCUUUGGACCCUCUUCCUGUCCGCUCUCAGCCGGCUGACUCUCAGACCUUUUAUAUUAGUACUCAGACUCUGACUCUGGGUUUCUCUGGAAUCACUGGCCUUCUGGAGAGCAUCAAGCGUAAAGAUGAUCCAGAGGAGGUUAAGGUUCAGAUGCAGUUCAUAAUCUACGGCACACGUCUGUCAAAAGACAAAAGUGGAGCUUACCUCUUCCUGCCAGAUGGAAAAGCAAAGCCCUACAACCAGAAAGAGCCCCCUGCAGUGCGUGUUGUGGAAGGGCCUCUUUUCUCUGAAGUGGUGGCACAGUACCAGCACUUUGAGCAGACCGUCCGCAUACACAACGUGCCAGGGGUGGAUGGUUUGUCUGUAGACAUCACUACAUUGGUCGAUAUCAGGGAUCAGACCAAUAAGGAGCUGGCCAUGCGACUGGUCACCAACAUCCAGAGUGGAGACGUCUUCUACACAGACCUCAAUGGCUUCCAGAUCCAGCCCCGUCGAUUCUACCAAAAGCUUCCCUUGCAAGCCAACUUUUAUCCGAUGCCCAGCCAGGCGUACAUCCAGGACAGCCAUCACCGCCUCACGCUGCACACGGCUCAGUCUCUCGGUGUCUCCAGCUUGGAGAGCGGUCAGCUGGAAGUGAUUAUGGAUCGGCGACUGAUGCAGGAUGAUAAUCGAGGCCUGGGUCAGGGUCUCAAAGACAACAAGAAGACGGUGAAUCGUUUUCGCUUGCUGUUGGAGAGGAGAUCCAUAAAUAACAAGCAUGAUGGCUUCUUUGCCAAACUCUCGUCCUUGUUGCGCUCUUUCUUCUCUCAAAUCCCAAGUGGUGGAGUUGGCGAGAUGAUGGACAGCGCAACAACUAGCUUCCCGUCUGUCGUCAGCCAGGCAACCAGCACCCUGCUCAACCACCAGGUCCUGGCGCUGCCUGUUCUGCCCAAAAGACGCGGGGUUCCUCCUCUUCAAACCUUCGCUCCGCUCAAGUCUGCCCUUCCCUGCGACGUCCAUCUGCUUAACCUGCGCACCAUCCAGAGUCAGAAAGACCCCCAGUCGCCGUCUCCUUACACAGCGCUGAUCUUGCACCGUCUGGCGAUGGACUGUGGCUUUGAGGGUCAAAAUCUCGGCUUCAACUGCACCACAACACAGGGACGGCUGGGUAUAUGGAGUCUUUUCAAGAACCUGGACCUGCAGCUGCUCCAGCCCAUGUCCCUGACCCUGAUGCAUUCCAGCAUGCCUUUGGCCAAUGACUCCACCAUCAGCCUGGACCCCAUGGAGAUCUCCGCCUUCAAGCUCAAACUACGCUAAGAGCCAACCACAGUGAAAACAGUGAACACACAUCAGAGUAGCGAGACCAAGAACUGCAGUCUGGGUCUCCCUGAGUUGUUGAGCUGAAUUCGGAGCAACAGGGUCCACUGUAACAGGGCUAACUGGACUGCAGGGGGCAGACAACAGCUGCUCUAGAUCUGAGGGCUCGCAGCACAAACGUGGUGAAUUUGAAGCCGUUUCAUAUCUGGGAAAGACUGCAAGUAUUUCUCAUCAGAUAAAGCUGAGCAUCUGCAAUCAGAUAUAAAAUCUCUGUUGUUCUGCUUUGUAAGCGCUUUCAUUUCUCUCUGUUCUCCUCCUGGACUCAACUAGUGAAUGUAAAUAUCCCGAAUGACUGUGGAGGGGGGCUGGGACUGGUGCCACAUCAGAGUGCAAUUUUCAAGCUUUAUUUGCAGCCCGGGCUGAAUAAUUUCAUUUCUUGUUUCUGUUUUAUUUUAAACUGGGGGAAAAAUAUUGAUCAUUAACAUAUCUUUUUUUUUUUUUGUACCAAUCAGUCUGAUGUAGUUUUUUUUGCUCAAUCCUCAAGCUGUUUCCAUGAGUGCCCACCGUUCUCAUUAAUCAUGAAGGACGACUCCUCCCCUCCUGUCCUCAGUACGUACUUGUAGAUAGUCUGCUGAUUUCCCUCUCCCUCUUUGAAGAUUAGAAAAGUGUGCAGGGUCCCAGAUCGUGUUGACCAUUCUUGAGCUUGUAGCAAACAUAUGCAGUAGAUUAGCCAGGAGACCGUUACCUCAUGUUUACCAAACAGCAGAUAUAUUGGUAUAUAUGUCUAUGGAUGGGGUUACUGUGAAUAUGUGAGGUUGAUCAUUUUUGGGGUGGGAGUAUACUCUAUCAGGGACCAGUCAUAACUUUGGGGUCAUUAAUUAAUAUGAAUUAAUAUCAGUGGCAACAUACAUCAAAGGAGCUAGUCUUAAACGCUCCUUUUCCUGAUUUAGAUCAGAUUGAGCACGUAUGAAAAUAGGAACAACUCUUCACACUGUAGAGGCUGUGAUAAGGUUUUUAUCUGGUAUUUGGAAAGAUAUCAUUUUUUUUUUUGAAAAAUUAAAACUUGCAAAAAAACAAAAACAAAACAAAGAUCUGUAUACUGGAUCUAGUUUACUUUUCUUUAAGGCAUAAGAAAAAACCCAAAAAUAUAAUCAUAGAUUGAUAACUUUCUGCCAGACGAGUCACGGCUCUAUAUGCCUGAAAUGUGACCAUAAAACAGUUUUUACUUUUCUCUAUCAUAAACAUUACAUUACUUUAUUCUUUUAAUAAUCAAAUUGGAUUAAUCGACUCAGAUGAUCAUUGUCAGUAUGUCAUAAAGAUAUUAAACACUGUAAAAGUCUCUGAACAUCUUUUUUCCCAUUAUAUAUAACUAUUCUUCAAAUACCAGGCUUCUGCAGGGUCUAAAGCUUUUUCAUUUCCUUCAAAGAAACCCUAAAUACAAACAGAAAUCCCAAUGUAGGUCAGAACUUACCUUUAAUGCUGUCAAAUUCCCCAAAAAAGCAGAAACAUGUUGACCAACAUUAAUGAGUCAUCCUUUGACCUUUAGAUGUUAGAGCAUUGAGGUCACAUGUCGGAGCUAAAAACUGCAGUUAUUGGUGCUACCGGUACUUGCCUUUUCACCUUAGCUAAAAUAAAGGAAAAUGGGUAAAUGUUAUGCAAUUUAGAUUAUUGAAUUCCCAUUUGUUAUAAAAAAUUGAAAUACUAUUUUUUUCAGAAGCCAAGAAUUGUAAUGCAGUAAUGAAAAGUCCCAUUUAGAGAGCCGUGACUUGGAGAGGAAUAUACAUUUCUUGAAGCUAUUGGCAGUCUCAGCUCCACGGUGUUCUUUACCCCGAGGCUGGCUGCAGGCGCUGCGUCUGUCUGCCAUUCCCAGCUGAUGGGAAGGAUCCUGUCAUCUCCAUCUAAGGUUGAGGCCAUAAUCCCAGCCGCACUCUGAACUGUGCAGCCAUCUCCCCCCCCCGCCUCACUUCGUCACGUCCCGCAGGGGAUCCGCAGCCUUUCCCCUAACCUUCAGCUGACAGGGCUGCGAGAGGUCAAAGAUGUGGCUGCAAACCUCUUCCCUCCUGCUGUCGCUAACAUCUGUCAAACCAGAUGUCGCCACAUUUCAGUUGCACUUUUUCUGGUGUCUCAAAUUAUUUUUGUCUGUAAAUGUCUUUGACUUCUUUUUAAAUGUGCUAUCUGCCAUAGGGCUCAUUUUUUUGUUGAAAUAAUAUAUCAAGUCAACCCUAUUUGCAAAUAAAAGUUAGUGACUUAAGUCUAAAGUGACUGAAUAAAGAAAAAAAAAAA
Messenger RNA from Cyprinodon tularosa, 6295 nucleotides. It is a transcript of the gene man2a2, whose product is annotated as mannosidase, alpha, class 2A, member 2. The transcript is spliced from 23 exons. The record is from RefSeq and is a predicted model, not a curated record. Bases 476 to 4012 code for a protein of 1178 amino acids. Gene Ontology annotation, molecular function: carbohydrate binding; alpha-mannosidase activity. Gene Ontology annotation, biological process: protein deglycosylation; N-glycan processing; mannose metabolic process. NCBI's taxonomy places the organism in Eukaryota, Metazoa, Chordata, Actinopteri, Cyprinodontiformes, Cyprinodontidae. Gene Ontology annotation, cellular component: Golgi membrane.